Messenger RNA from Desarmillaria tabescens, 948 nucleotides. RefSeq lists its product as uncharacterized. Lineage: Eukaryota; Fungi; Basidiomycota; Agaricomycetes; Agaricales; Physalacriaceae. The record is from RefSeq and is a predicted model, not a curated record. Bases 1 to 948 code for a protein of 315 amino acids. The transcript is spliced from 5 exons.
AUGGCUAGAGACCCGUGGAGGACCGAUGAGUCUGCUUCAUCGCUGUGGUUUGAACAGGCAGUGAACGCCGCGGUUCAUAUCGGCGCUAUGGCGUACGGUAUGCAACUGGCAACUGCGUUCCUCGCCGUGUACCACGUCAUAAAUUCGAAGGAAAAGAAAUAUGUCUGGCAGUCCAUCACCUAUGUCGGCAUACUGGUUCUAUUAUCGACAAUCUAUACGGCGUGUAACAUCCAUUCGAAUGAGAUGGCGUGGAUCGACGAACGCGGCUACCCUGGCGGACCCCUGCAGUACCAGAUUGAGCAGAGUUAUACGACAACAAUCCUUGUCGCUAACGUGGCAGCGAUUAUGAUCACAUUUCUUGCCGAUAUCUGUAUGCUCUGGAGAUGCUGCAUCCUGUACCAAGGCCUGUGGAUGGCUGUCGUCCUUCCAGCUUUGCUUCUUCUCUCCUCGACCGCCAUGGGCGUACUUCUCGUCCUUCAAUUGGCUUUACCGGGCGCGGCGAUCUGGGGAACUAGGAUUGCCAAAUUUUCCAUCCCAUACUGGGCCCUUUCAAUCACCUUCACCCUUCUCGUGACGUUCAUGAUCGUCGCCCGUCUUCUAUCGAUGCGUAGAAGGAUUCAGACAACGUUAGGAACCGAGUACGGGAGAGCAUAUACCGGAAUUGCGGCAAUGUUGACUGAAUGUGCUCUGCCGUACGCGCUGAUAAUCGCCAUGACCCCGCAGCUCAUUAUGAUACGCGUCGCCCGUGGCCGUGGCCUGUCAAGUGAGGCUGUCGCUACUGCAAGCGGACAAAUAUCGGCGUUGCAAUUUCGUCGCAGUGUUUUUCCCGAUAUCGAGCGACCCGACUCUCCUAUGACAACGCUAAGAGAGAUAGUGCACGCAAAGGAAGGAGCUGGAUCUGGAUCUGAGGACUCUUUUGAGGAAGCGUUAAAAUUGUCCCCACGUUAG